Messenger RNA from Eptesicus fuscus (big brown bat), 1128 nucleotides. RefSeq names its product ankyrin repeat domain 33 (gene ANKRD33). The record is from RefSeq and is a predicted model, not a curated record. Gene Ontology annotation, molecular function: protein binding. Lineage: Eukaryota; Metazoa; Chordata; Mammalia; Chiroptera; Vespertilionidae. Gene Ontology annotation, biological process: negative regulation of transcription regulatory region DNA binding; negative regulation of transcription by RNA polymerase II.
AUGUCUGAGGCACCGUCCUGCCCGGACAAUGAGACCCCUGCCCCAGACUGCAGGCUGGGGGCCCUGUACUGGGCCUGUGUGCGUAACGACUCCGCCCAGCUGCAAGCUGUGCUGCACGACGGGGUCUCCCCAGAGGAGGCCGCCCAGGUGGACGGCAAUGGGAGGACAGGCCUCAUGGUUGCAUGCUGCCGCGGCUUCGGGAGCGUGGUGGCCCUGCUCAGCCGCUGCCCGUUCCUGGACUUCCUGGACGUGAACCGACAGGACAAAGAAGGCGACACCGCCCUCAUGCUGGCUGCCCAAGCAGGCCACGCGCCUCUGGUGAGUCUCCUGCUCAACUACUACGCGGGCCUGGACUUGGAGCGCCGCGACCAGCGGGGGCUGACGGCGCUGAUGAAGGCCGCCGAUGAUGGGACCGCGCCGAGUGCUGACCUGACAGCAGUGGAUCCUGUGCGGGGCAAGACGGCCCUGGAGUGGGCGGUGCUGACCGACAGCUUCGACACCGCGCAAAGGAUCCGGCAGCUGCGGCGGCGGCCCCGAGCGGAGCAGCUCAGCCGGCAUUACCAGCCGGAGUGGCCGGCCCUGCCCCGGCUCCAGGGUGCCCCAUCUCUCCUAGAGAGAUUACAGGCCACCUUGAGCCUCCCCUUUGCCCAGUCUCCUCAGGACGGGGGUGUCCUGGACCACCUUGUGACCGUCACGACCAGCCUAGCCAGUCCCUUCCUCACCACUGCCUGCCACACUCUGUGCCCUGACCGCCCACCUGCACUUGGGACCCGAAGCAAGUCUGUGCCAGAGCUGCUAGGCACGGCUCCUCCCCCGCCCCCACGCCCCCAGCCUCCACAGGUAGUCCCUGGCCCCCGGGUCCUCAUCCCUUACCAGAGUCCUCAAGGUGUGUUGAGUAUGUGCCCUCAGUGGCUACAGCCCAGGGACAGUUCCAGCCCCAAGCCCCAAGUCCCCAAGAUCCUCCUCUCCAAGGCGCCCUCACCCCCCAGCCAGUGUGAGCCAGAGCCCAGGCCUGCAGGGCAUCGCAGGCUGGCCCUUCCUGUCUGGCGAUACCAGGAGCUCAGGAUGCAGAGGAGGAUGCAGGAGAAGGAGGCCGGGGGUGCACAGAGCCAGGGGAAGGCGGGCUAG